AUGGCACAUCUCGUGUGGAGAAAGCAUGCAGCCAUCUUUGUCUUUGGAAUCAUUAUCUUACAUCGGCCACCUGGGGUCUAUUCAGUGUGCCAGAAACCUCCAGAAGACCAGUAUGCGUCUACUAUCUUUAUUCCCGAUUCUACCGAGUACGAAGAGUUCACAACUGUAGAAAUGACGUGUGAACCCGGUACAUCGGGAGCUGGUUCACCUACUAGUCUGUGUAUGAACGGGGUCUGGGAGCCUUCUCCACUCAUCUGCUACAGUAACUGCGAGCGACCAGGAGUAUAUCAUGACGUCACAUACGACCCAGAUCAGGAAAGUUAUGAACAUGACUCCGUUGUGACGUAUGAGUGUGUCGAUGGAACGAAUGACUUGCUUGGUCCAAAUCAGGCAUUUUGUGAAAAUGGCGUCUGGAAUCCACUACCAACCUCAGCUAACCCGUCUUGUUCUGGAAUCCGGACGGUACCGCCAACGACCAGCCGACAGACAACAGAUACAACUUCGCGAUCAGCAACCAGUGAUCCUGUGUCAACUGUCGCAACAUCCCAAGAUGGCACCACUGAUGUUACUACAACGGCUAUUGAAGAAACGGAGCCAGUAUCAGGAAGGCCAAGCUCUACCGAAAAUCCAUCAACAGCAGAACCUGUAACACCAACAGAUGUGGCCCCCAUUUCGGAUUCGUUAACAUCCAUGCUGUUAUUAACAACCUAUGUUAGUGAGUUUAAACCGUCAACUGAACCGAUGACUCCCAUUUCCGUACAAACCACGGAAGAUACCCCAGGCUCACCUACCUUGGAAUUAACUGAAGGCAGCACUGUUCUUACACAUGAGACUGACAGCAUAACUGUUUCAGAAUCUACAUCGCUAAUGACGCCGGUUAGUGCAUUUUCUGCAACAACAGAUCGUUCUGAACGCAGAACUACAAAUGAUUUCCUGGAUCGAACUGACAGCAGCAGUGUUGUCGGUGUGACAGCUAGUAGUGCAGUCACCAUAACAAAUCCAAUAAAAGGUACAACUGCUUCAGUGCUUACUGAACAAACCGGCAUGAGUACUGUAACUGAUGCACUAAAUGAACCAACUAAGGAUAACACUGCUUCAUCAGCUACUUUCCAAACCGAAGGUAUCACCAUGAUCACGUCUAUUGGUACUGCUGAUUUAAAUACUGACAUCACAAGUGAAGCGACAAUCACGACUGAAGGCAUCCAAACAACAGGAUAUACUUCAGGUACACAGACUGAUGGUACUCACACACAAGGAACAGAUCAACAAACUGGACAAACAUUUGCAUCCACCGUUGAAAUCUUACCAACAGAUUCUAUUUCAACAUCCGCCUCAGCAUAUCCUGAUGAAACCCAUAUUCCAACCACAGGAACAUUGGGAUCCGAGCAGACAAAAACCGAACAACAUAUCACCAUGUCGACAGGAACUCUUGUCACAUCAAGCACAAUUUCAGAUUUAACUAGCCAGGCCACGAAUACAUACAAAAUAACUUCUGAAGGUCAUACAGAUGUUUCCAUAAUACCUACAGAAGAACUAUCAACUACAUAUAUUUCGAGUUCGGAGACUAGCGUGACAACAAUGCAGGCAAUGACUUCUAAAUUAGGCACAGCAAUAUCAUCGGAUCCAGUGAGCACAUCCUCAUCUGAAGGAACAUUCAUAACAAUGGUAACAGAGGAUAUCAUGACAACGGAUCAACCGGAAGGUACAAAAACACCGAUAGAAGACAUGUCCACAGCAAUGAUAGGAACCGUGUCUACGGGUGUUUCUGAUGAAGUCAGCCAGGAACCAAACGAGGGACCGACUACUUUAAUAGACGUGACAGAGGAUGCUACUACAGGAGACAUCACAAUCAUUACAACCAAUGCCGUAACGGAACCAAGCAAAACGUCCACAGGCCAAAUGCCUUCUGAGGCAAAAGUGACUACAAUGAAAACUACUUCUCCUGUGGAAGAUCCUUGCAAUGGUCAGUGUGACAUAGAUAGAGAGAUCUGUGUAGAUACAACAUGUAUAUGCCGAGAGGGUUCCCAAAGACCGUAUGGAGAAUCGACUUGUGAACCUACAACAUACUACACUAUAAGUAUGACCAUACUAGAGAUUGAUGGUGCUGCUGCUAUUUUUACAAGCGAACUUCAAUCGACUGGGAGUGAUGCUUUCAAUACAUUGCAGUUGACUGUUUGCACGGCGGUAACGGCAUUACUGGAUGGUAUUGUUAGUGGGUUUAAAUCCUGUUCGGCUAUUAGCUUUAGUGCAGGGAGCAUCAUAGCUGAAAUCAGACUGGGAUUCACUAAUACAACAGGAGUAGAGGCGCAGAGUAUACUCGAUGCUGUAAUGACGGCUAAUCUCUUUCAAGCUACCAAUUCUAAUUUCACAAUUAAUCCAAACGAAACUUCUGUCACACCCACUGAUGAAUGUAAACUUGGCUUGGACGAUUGCUCCCAUCACGCUGAUUGUAAAGAUCUAGCCGAGAAAUCAUUUACAUGUCAAUGUUGGGAUGGAUACGCUGAUAAUUCACCUGAAGGUUAUGACGGUAGAAACUGUGCAGCAUAUAACUGGAAGUUGAUAACCAUUGUCGUUGGAUCAUGUACGGGGGCGUUACUCCUAGCAGCCUGCGUGAUUCUAGUUUGUGGAAACAACAUAGUCGAUAGAUGUAGUCGAAGGCCAACAAACGUAACUAAUAGGGGAAGAAGACCCGGUCCAAAGCAGGACGUAGGCGUUACAACUGACGAUACUCAGGAUAUUAUCCCAUGGCAUCAUCGUGAGAAAGACGAGGAAAUCUUUUACGCUCAUCCUGUGGUCGAUGGUCAGGAGGCUCGACGGCUGAACAGUGCUCGUAAUCUCAGAGGGAAGGAAUCGUACAACAACGACAUCGAGUCGUACGAUCUCAAUGACUACAGAUCAUCUACUUAUGACCACGAUGACAGAUAUGUUCCUUUAGCUAUGUAACGUUAUUAAUAAUAAGCUGACGAUGUCCUUCAAGAUC
This is a messenger RNA of Lytechinus variegatus (green sea urchin), 2980 nucleotides long. RefSeq names its product mucin-17-like. Gene Ontology annotation, molecular function: calcium ion binding. NCBI's taxonomy places the organism in Eukaryota, Metazoa, Echinodermata, Echinoidea, Temnopleuroida, Toxopneustidae. Bases 1 to 2943 code for a protein of 980 amino acids. The record is from RefSeq and is a predicted model, not a curated record. The transcript has 10 exons.